Lactuca saligna is the source of this 2805-nucleotide messenger RNA. Lineage: Eukaryota; Viridiplantae; Streptophyta; Magnoliopsida; Asterales; Asteraceae. The record is from the annotation of a GenBank genome assembly.
AUGCGUCCUUGUGUUGUUAUGAUUUUCUCACUUCUCGUGGUCUUUCUUGAGGCAACAACUGACAACCAGUUGCCAGCAGUGGGUGAUGGAGGAGGAGGAGAUGAUAAUGGUGUUACCACGAACAAGUGUUUGGAUAAGGAGAGAGAUGCUCUCCUUCAAUUCAAAGCAAACCUUCAUGACCCUGAUGGUAGUCUCUCUACGUGGAGACCUGAAGAAGAUGACUGCUGUGCAUGGGAAGGAGUCACCUGCGACGACAAAACAGGUUAUCAUGUCACACAACUUAAUACCAACUCCGCUGGUCUUGUAGGUGAGAUUAGCCAUUCAUUGGUUAACUUAACCUACUUGAAUCUUCUUGAUCUUUCCUCCAAUUCUUUUCAUGGAAACAUUCCUAGGUCCAUUGGUUCCUUGGCCGAAUUAAGGUACCUUGACCUCUCAGGUAAUUCUUUUUAUGGAACCAUUCCUCCGGAGAUUGGAAAUCUCACCAACUUGCAAGAGCUUUCUCUUGGUUCUGUUGGAAGAUGUAGAGUUGAGAACCUUGACUGGUUGUCUCAUCUCUCUCAUUUGGAGAAACUUGCUUUGGAUGGGAUUUCCCUAGCCAAAGAAAACCAGUGGGUAGAUGUAGUUUUGAGUCUGCGGAACCUAUCAUCUUUAAGUUUAGAUGGAUGUGAGCUCUCACAGGUCGUGUAUCCAUAUUCUUCUUCAUUUCUCAACUCUUCAUCUUCAUCUAUUUCUUUCCUUUCUCUCAGAAACAACAAUCUCAACUCAUCCAUGUAUGGUUGGUUGUCCCCAUUGACCAGUGAUAAGCUUCGUCGUCUUGAUCUCUCUAGCAACAUGUUAGAUGGGAUACCCAAAUAUCUUGGUAACCUCUCUAGUUUGGAAGCUUUGACACUCGAUUACAACUCUGCUGUUGUCAGAUUUCCUGAUUUUCUCAAAAACUUGUCAUCUGGAUGCACAUCGCUUACAUUACAAUACUUGUAUGCUCAAACAAGCCAAUUUACAGGGUCAUUGCCGGAUUGCAUCCAAAACUUUUCAUCCCUAUCAUAUCUGUACCUAUCUAAUAAUCACAUGAAUGGAACCAUAAGUGAGAAAUUGUGGGAACUAUCCAGCCUUGAAGAGAUUGACCUUUCUCAAAAUCAUCUUAGUGGUGCCAUCUCUGAAAACAUUGCAAAGUCGAAGGCUUCUAUAAUAAAUCUUUCGAAAAACCCACUCCAAGGAGUUCCUUACACAAAUCAUAUGUCAAACCUUUCUUAUUUAGACUAUAUUAGUCUGAGCUCUUGCAAGCUAGGUCCUCACUUCCCCAAAUGGAUUCAAAAACUGGAAAAGCUUACCGGUCUUGAUAUUUCCAAUUCUAGAAUUUCAGACAUAGUUCCUCCAGAAUUUUGGGACAUGCAAUUUAGCUAUUUAAAUCUCUCUUCCAACAACAUCAGUGGUGAAAUACCAUAUUUGUCAUCAAGUUAUGGAGGCAGUACAAUGAUAGAUUUGAGCUCCAACAGCUUUAACGGUCCAAUACCGCAUCUUCCUUCCAGUUUGGAAUUGUUAAAUCUUUCCAGAAACAAAUUUUCUGGGGGAAUCUCCUCCUUAUGCCAAAUUGUCGAUGGGUUUUUGCAAUUUCUUGAUCUCUCCCAUAACUCUCUAACGGGACAAAUUCCAGACUGUUUGUGGCAUUUCAAAGAGCUAAAAGUUCUUAACCUAGGACACAACAGUCUAUUUGGAAAGCUUCCUACCUCUUUUAAGUCUUUAAUCAAACUCGAGGCAUUGUAUCUAUACGAGAAUGACUUUUCUGGAGAAUUUCCUUUGUCUUUAAAGAAUUGCACGAGUUUAACAUCAUUGAAUUUGGGGGCCAACAAGUUUUCUGGUAAAGUUCCUGUUUGGAUUGGGGAAAAUUUAUCAAGGUUGUAUGUUCUGGUCCUAAGAUCAAACAAAUUCCUCGGAACUAUCCCUUUACAAGUAUGUCAAUUACCGAAUCUUCAAAUUUUAGACUUUUCAAGGAACAAUCUCCAUGGAAGCAUCCCCUCAUGUUUGAAUAAUCUUACAAGAAUGGCUCAAAAAGGAUUCUUACCGCUACCAAACGUACAUCCCUAUUCUGCAACUCAAUAUUUCAAUAAUAUAUAUUCUAUUCAUCCAUAUCGCACUUAUUUGGAGUAUGUUGAUCAUGCGAUGAUCGAGUGGCAAGGAAGUGAGCGUGAAUUCACCCGUAAUCUGGGAUUGUUGAAGAGCAUUGACAUGUCAAGCAACAAUUUAACAGGACAUAUCCCAUAUGAACUCGCCAAUCUCCAUGAACUGCUUGCCCUGAACUUGUCAAAGAACGCUCUGAUCGGAGAGAUUCCACAGCAAGUUGGUCAGAUGAACAACCUUUUAGCUUUGGACUUAUCUGGAAACCAUUUAUCAGGAGGGAUACCAACCAGCAUGUCUCAAAUGACUUCAUUGUGUUACCUAGACGUGUCAUGUAAUAACUUGUCAGGGAGAAUCCCAUCCAGCACUCAAUUCCAAUCCUUUCAACCUUCAAGCUACAAUGGAAAUGCAGGACUGUGUGGACCUCCCCUUUCCGGAAAAUGUCCAGGAGAUGAAGAAUUAUUAGUUGGUAAAAGCGAUGGUGACUGGGAAGACAUGGAUGAGUUUUGGGGGUGGUUCUAUAUUGGUGGAGGAACUGGUUUUGUUACUGGAUUUUGGAUAGUAUGUGGCACACUACUUUUCAACCGUCGUGUGAGACAUGCAUUUUUUCAGUUUUUUGAUAACUUCAAAGAUUGGGUUUAUGUGAAGAUGGUGGUGUUCAUUGCAAAAUUGCGGAGGAUUGUGCAUAAGUAG